GUUAGGGUUUCCCUGCCCUGUUCCACCCGUAGUCUACUGGUUAGGGUUUUCUCUUUUAUAGGUCACAGACAACUUUUUUCCGCCUCUCCUCUUGCUGCUCUUCGUUGUCCUCCUCCUCCUCCAAAGAGCAUUUCUCAGUCAUGGCGGAACAGACGGAGAAGGCUUUUCUGAAGCAGCCGAAGGUGUUUUUGAGCUCGAAGAAGUCCGGGAAGGGUAAAAGGCCUGGCAAAGGCGGAAACCGUUACUGGAAAAGCAUUGGUUUGGGGUUUAAGACGCCCAGGGAGGCAAUCGAAGGGACCUAUAUUGAUAAGAAAUGCCCCUUCACUGGCAGUGUCUCCAUCAGGGGCCGUAUUCUUGCAGGUACCUGCCACAGUGCUAAGAUGAUGAGAACAAUCAUUGUUCGCCGCGACUACCUUCAUUAUGUUAAGAAGUACCAGAGAUAUGAGAAGAGGCACUCUAAUAUACCUGCCCAUAUUUCGCCAUGUUUCCGUGUGAAGGAGGGGGAUCACGUGAUUGUUGGCCAGUGCAGACCAUUGUCCAAGACGGUAAGGUUCAAUGUCUUGAAGGUUAAUCCUGCUGGAUCAUCUGGUGGGGUGAAGAAGGCAUUCGCCGGAAUGUAAGAUUCAUCUCCUAUCAGUAGAAAGGGGAAAUUAUCAAAGGCCAAUCAGUAGUUUUCACCUCGGCUCUGGAAUUUUGGAAUUUUGAGCUGUAGAUCGAGAUAGAGGGAAAUGAACACCCAUCUGUCAUAUCUUUAUUUUUAUUGUUCUUUUUGACCUGCAUCUUGUAGCACUCUUUUAUUGUUUUUUGUUAUUUUGAUGUAAGACAGGAUGACUUUCUUUUAGCUAUUUUGAUGGAAGUAGCAGUGACCUCAUUUUGUCUUCAA
Molecule: messenger RNA, 883 nt
Organism: Macadamia integrifolia
Lineage: Eukaryota; Viridiplantae; Streptophyta; Magnoliopsida; Proteales; Proteaceae
Product: 40S ribosomal protein S11-like
Exons: 6
Coding region: 141-620 (159 amino acids)
Biological process (GO): translation
Cellular component (GO): cytosolic small ribosomal subunit; ribosome
Molecular function (GO): structural constituent of ribosome
Source: RefSeq, a predicted model, not a curated record